This is a messenger RNA of Closterium sp. Naga37s-1, 1911 nucleotides long. Lineage: Eukaryota; Viridiplantae; Streptophyta; Zygnematophyceae; Desmidiales; Closteriaceae. The record is from the annotation of a GenBank genome assembly.
AUGGGUCAGAUUCGGGAGAAGCCGGACUGGAUGCGGAAGGUGACGGACGACGAGAUCGUCAAGAGAUGGAAGGCGGAGUUGACGGAGAAGGCAGCGGACGUCCAUCCUGACGGUUUCAUCGACGCCAGUAAGGAGUACUGGAGUGCGGAGGAAGCUUCGGCCGUGCUUUCGUUCCUGAGGGAGACCACAACGCGGCCUGUCAAGAUCGACCCUGCUCUCUUCGCCUACGCAAUCUCUGAGCUACGCUGGCUCGCCUCCUCCCUCUCCUCCUCCUCCUCCUCCUUCUCCCCUCCCUCUUCUCCACUCUCCUCUCUGUCCCUCCACGGCAAUCCCAAGGUCCUCCCCUCCGCAGUCUCCCCGGACCCCCCACUCGACCCCUCACUCAAGCAACUGUUUCUAGACGGAAUCACCACGCUAGAAUCAGUUCCCGAGGAUCAAAUCGACUACCAUCCAGGCUCAAAUCACCAAGUAGUCGAUCUCAUUCACCCCAGCCUGCAUUGCCUGGUCUUUGAUCGCACUAGAGUCAUCCAGGAUCCGCCCAACGACCUUCAGAUUCUUCCCUGGGAUGAGCUGGUUAGCAGCUUGGGAGAGGUGGCUCGGCCUAUGCCGCCCGGCCAGCCAACCCGACCGGUGUUUUACCCGACCGGGAAUCAUUCGUACCUCUCGGAAAAGUUUCAUUGGCUGCCCGCGGAAGUGGAUGCUACAGCUGACGGGCAGAGUGCGAAGUUUCGGUCGUAUAUUAAUAACCUGCACCCGCAUGAGUUUGCUGGGAUGUAUCGGGGAUUGGAGCAUAUUUUUGGCAGUGCGUUUGUGCCGUUGUUUAACAAAGUGCUGACGGAAGCGGUUCAGCAUCGACGAGAGCGAUUCGACUACGAUAUUUACAGGUGGUACGACGAAUGGAAGGGCGAGAGGGAAUACGACAAAGACGACGACGACGAUUACCACCAGUGGCUGGUCGACCGGCAGCCCAAGCAGCCAGACACCCCCGCAGAGUUCUCACCCCCAGUGCCUCCCUCUCCUGUGUUGGAUUUGAAAGGGCGGCGAUUGCAGGUGGUGGUGAAGGUGGCGAGCAUUCAGCUGACCCCUGAGAGCCCGAGAUACCCCGGGGGUACUUGGCAUGUGGAGGGCAUGAGGAAUGAGCAUAUUGUGGCCACGGGCAUUUACUAUUUCGACUCUCACAACAUCACUGAGUCGCGCCUUCAAUUCAGAAUCACCGUUGCCGAACCAGACUAUGACCAGAACGACAACAAAGGGGUGGCUCGGAUAUACGGCCUGGUGGACGACGGACCUCUCACCCAACCUCUAGGCUCGGUCCGGACCGACAUCCCGAACCUCUGCCUCGCCUUUCCGAACCACUUCCACCACCGGGUCGCGCCGUUCGAGCUACAGGACAAAACCCGCGCCGGCCACCAGAAGAUUCUUGUAUUUUUCUUGGUGGACCCGCGGGUGGCAAUUGUAUCUACUGCACGCGUGCCACCUCAGCAGCUGAGCUGGCAGCGGAGGGAGCUGGAGAGAAAAGGUCAUCCGUGCUCGGUUCUACCUGGAUUGGCUUUAGAUUUGAUUGCACAGGGAGUAGGUGGGGGAGAGCGUAGAGGUGUGGAGGGAGAGGGUGGAGGAGAGGGUAGGGGAGAAAGUAGUGGUGUUGAGAGAGAAGGUGGAGAGGAGGGUAGGGGCGAUGAGGGAGCAGAUGGAGGCGAGGAGCAGAGUGGGGGGGCAGAGAGUAGGGAGGUCAGGGGCGUGGGGGAAGAUAGCAAGGGUGUAGACAGCGAGAGCAGGGAUGGCAGGGGAGCACCGAUGACAAUGGAAGAAGCAAAGAAGUACCGGGAGGCUCUGAUGGAAGAGAGGAAGGCGCUGGUUCAGCUGGCCAAUGAGGAGCUCUUUGAACGGCCCUUCUCCCUCUGCGAACACUGA